Molecule: messenger RNA, 1002 nt
Organism: Psilocybe cubensis
Lineage: Eukaryota; Fungi; Basidiomycota; Agaricomycetes; Agaricales; Agrocybaceae
Exons: 10
Coding region: 1-1002 (333 amino acids)
Cellular component (GO): cytoplasm
Source: RefSeq, a predicted model, not a curated record
AUGUCACUUCCUACGAGAAAAAUCGGCAACGACGAUGUCACCGCUAUGGGGUUCGGUUUGAUGGGCAUGUCUGCGUUCUAUGGGCCUAUCGACAGUGACGAGGACAGGUUUAAGGUUCUCGAUGCAGCUUUUGACGCGGGCUGCACGAACUGGGACUCGGCGAACAUAUACGGCGACAGUGAAGUACUCCUAGGCAAAUGGUUCAAGCGAACGGGAAAGCGGAAGGAUCUGUUUAUCGCGACCAAGUUCGGGUUCACACUUCAAGGCCCGAACAACAAACCAGAGUAUAUUCGAGAGUGUUGUGAUUCGUCUCUUAAAAAGAUGGGAAUCGAGACGAUUGAUCUGUAUUAUUGCCAUAGGGUGGAUGAGAAUAUUCCCAUUGAGGAUACUGUCGGCCACAUGGCCCAACUAGUCAAAGAAGGAAAAGUGAGGUAUCUAGGUCUAUCCGAAGUAUCCGGGGACACUCUACGUCGCGCACACGCUGUACAUCCCAUUUCCGCUGUGCAGAUCGAGUACUCCCCCUUCUGCCUCGACAUGGAACUGCAGACGACCGGUCUGAAGGCGGCGUGCGAUGAGCUUGGUGUGGCGAUCGUUGCGUAUUCUCCCCUUGGGAGAGGUCUGUUGACAGGGACCUAUAAAUCGAACGCAGAUAUUCCAGCAGAUGAUUUUAGGAAGACUGUGCCAAAGUUCAGUGAUAAGAACUUCCCGAAUUUGUUGAAGCUGGUCGCCUGCAUGGAGAACAUUGGCAAAAAGCAUAAAGCUACAGCUGGCCAAGUAUGCCUUGCGUGGAUUCUUGCUCAAGGCAAUAAUAUUAUCCCCAUUCCUGGUACAAAGAGAGUCAAAUAUUUGAAAGAGAAUCUCGAAUCGCUCAAUGUCAAGCUUAGUCCAGAAGAGAUCGCAGAGAUCAGGAAGACGGCAGAGGAAGCAGACAAGCACCAUCUUGACCGAUAUCCUGCUGAGAUGAUGACGGCGCUCUUUGCGAAUACAGUUGUAAUAUUUUAG